AUUUCGAUGAAAAAUAAUCGUUGUAUAUAAUAAGUAACCUUUAAAGUUAUGAACUAUAAAACAUAACUUACCUACUUUUACAUAGCUAUCGGGGUUAUAGUGCUGAAAAGCUCAGUCCUGACCGCGGUUUUCAUAAAUCUUAAUGUCACAUCUCUCACCGAAACGAGGAAGUUUGCUGAGGACUAUGUCAUCUAAAUUCAACUUCAGCUUCAGGAGAAAAGAGAAGAGAGAAUUUCGGAAUAUAGCUCAUGGCUUGAUCCCUGCUGCCACCAUUGCCCCCAGACCUGCGGUUCCCCGCACUCCUCCCCCACGAAGCCCCAACCCCUCUCCAGAGAGACCCAGGUCUGCCUUGGCAGCUGCCAUAUUGUCUUCCUCCCUGACGGGCCGUACUGUUGCCAUUCCUCCUCCACGCCAAAGAUCUUACUCUGAGAGUGAUUGUUCACGUGCAGACAGCCAAACUGGCUUUGAGCCCUAUGCUGCCACAGCACUUUAUACCAGGGACAGAUGGCCAUAUUCAGUGACAGAAAGACCCCCUGUGCCUUCCCCAAGACAUACUGAUGAUGGUGAAGGUGAUGAUAGUGAUGAGUUGGAGGGACUAGAGAGAGAUGAAGAUCAUGUGUAUCAGUCCCUUGAGAGGCAGAGCAGAGCUGAUGACAUAAAUGUUGCUUACGCCGUUCCAUUAAAACACAGGAAGGACGAGACCAAUUCAGACGUUGACGAAGACACAGAAGACUCUGCAUUCGAUAUUGUGUCCCCCCUACAGACUGAAGAGGAAAUUGUGGUGCAGGAAGAAGCAGCUGAAACGCAGCCAUCAUUGCUACGACAACCGAGAUCGGGCUCUCGUGGGAGCAUGGCAUCUCCAGAGCUUAAUGAUGACUGGAGUGCUCAAUCUCACAGAUCACUGAAUUCUUUAAAAAGGAAGACCUUGCGGAUGAAGGCGAGUCCAGUGAGAGCGAAAGAGGGAGACAUCAGUCCAGAGGCCAGUGAAGUGUUGCGCAGUACAAUAGAGGUGCAGCAAACGCUUGUAAAGGAGCUGAGGGAGCAGACUCGAAUUCUGGCUCAGGAGAAGGAGACACUGGAGAAGAGAUGUUUACAACAGAGUCAGCACAUAGAGCAUCUCCAGCAGGAGCUCUGCCACUCUCACACAGAGAGAGGAAACUCCACAGGUGAGAACUCUGAGUUGCUGAGUCUGAGGCAGCAGGCUCAGGAGCUGGUGGAUGAGAAUGAUGGGCUGAAGAUGACCGUCCACCGUCUCAAUGUGGAGCUCAGCAGAUACCAGGCCAGAUUCCGACCACUCAACAAGGACGAGAAUGCUCAGCUUAAAGGCCUGCCAGUGAAAGGACCUGCACCUCCUUGGCUGCUGGAUAUGAAAUAUUUAUCACCCCUGCUGCUGGCCUAUGAGGACCAUCUGAAUGCCAAAGACAAACUCCUCAAGUCCUGUGAGGACGAUCUACACAGUCUGAGAGCACGUGCAGAGGAGAUCAUUCAGGAAAAUGAGAAACUUCAUUCUCAGGUUAACAAAAACAGCACUGUCAGCAAUAAAGAAUGGAGGCAACUGCAGGAGCAGGCUCGCUUGGUGCUGGAGGAGAAUCAAGUGUUGAUAGAACAAUUGGAACUACAGCAUGCCAAAGCUAAAGAAGCUCACAGCAAACAUACACAAGAGGUGUGUAAGGUCUCCAAACAGGUGAUGUUGUUGGAGUCAGAGAAACAGGCUCUGGAAAAAGAGCUAGAGGUGGAGCGUAAAGAACACCGUGCCCUAAAGACAGAGUUUCAGAGAGUGCGCUUGGCUCUAGAACACUCUGUGAGCUUGGCUGAACACAAUGCUGUGGUUGACAAACUUAAAAGACAGCUGCAGGAUCAUGAGAAGGUGAAGAAUUGUGAGGUUGAAGAGCUGUUGGCUCGUGUAAGUGCGCUGGAGGCAGAGAAAAAAACUCAGCUGCUGGACAAAUCCAACCUUAACACAGAUAUCAAACACUUGGAAACAGAGCUACAGCUUUCACAGCAAGCUAACAGGAAGGCUCAGAGGCGUAUAAAUGUCCUGAAGCAACAGGUUGAAGACUCUUUAGAGAAAGAGCUCAUCGCUCAUCAGUACCUUGCCAACAUUGUCACACUGGCAGAGAAAACCACCCAUGAAAGAGACCAGCUCAUGCACAUGGCUUCAUCUCUAGAAAAAGACAAGCAGGGCGUCCUCACACGCAUCAUAGAAAGCACUGUCAGCCUGGGAAAGCUGCAGGAAAAAGUAAAGGUGUACAAGCAGCAGGCGUCAGCAAGUGUAAAUGCGCUGGGUCGCCGUCUGCGCGAGCAGGAGGAAGACUUUGCGGGAAAAGCAGCGAGUUAUCAACGAGAGAUCCGGCACCUGCAGAGCCAACUAAGAGACAGACAGGAACAACUGCACGGAGCUCUGCAGCAGAAGAGAUGCCACAGGCAGCCUUGUAGAAGAAGAGGAAAAUCUAGUUAAAAGGAAAAAUGGGUUUUACAUUUCCUUACCAUGUCUUAAAAAACAUCCUUUCCACUUUUUAAAAUUAUUACCACUUCUUCAGGGCCGACAGGAGCCAAUAGAUAUUAUAUUACAACUCACAGAGCAGCAUUUUCAAGGUUGUUGUGGUGCUAUUUAUGGUACAGAGUAGAGCUGUUGUUUGUUAUUUUGUUGUAAGUCAUACGUCAAACGAUUUUAUUAAGUUCAGUAACAUGCUCUGUAGAACAUCAAUGUUUGUGUGUCAGUAUAAGCGUGUAUAUGCUGGUGUGUAUAUGCUAGUAUGAAAACAGACAUACAUUAGCACAACUAACUAACUGAACCAUAUUUAUUGGAAUGUAAUUAUUCCUUUAAAGGUUUGGACAGAUUUGAUAUAUAUAUAUAUAUAUAUAUAUCAUUUUUUUUUUUUUUUUUUACGUUAUGAACAUGCGACGUACACUACUGGUCAAAAGUUUUUGAGCGGUAAGAUUUUUUAAAGGGGUCAUAAACUGCAUUGUUUUAUUGUUUUAUAAUGUUUUAUAAUGUGUAUAAUGUGCACUUAUAAUGUUAGUAUAUUAGAAUUGUUAUUAGUAUUAGAAUGAUUUCUGAAGGAUCAUGUGACACUGAAGACUGGAGUAAUGAUGAAAAUUCAGCUUUUCCAACACAGAAAUUAAAUUGCAUUUUAAAAUAUAUAUAAAUAGAAAACAGUCAUUUUAAAUUGUAAAAAUUUUUCACAAUAUUACUGUUUUGCUGUAUUUUGGAUCAAAUAAAUGAAGCCUUGGUGAGCAGAAGAGACUUCUUUUAAAAACAUUAAAAAAUCUUAUCGUUCCAAAACUUUUGACCGGUAGUGUAAGUGCACACAACACUCACAUAUCAAUAGUCUAAACUAGACAGGACAGAGACAAGUCAGACAGUCAAGGCAGGAUACAGUGUCCAGCUAGGGACAGACGCACACUGAUGGACUCAGAUCUGCUCUGCUGUCUGGACCGCUCAUCCUCACAAACUAUGACACACUAUACUCUUGUUCAGAAUUUGAGCCAUGUCCAACUCAACUCAGCUCCUCUCCUUGCAGUGUACUCGCUCACCCAUUAAACGCUUACAGCCUCUCUCUCUCUUUCUCUCGUGGUCUCAACCUUACAUCAAAGCUCAUUUUGAAGUCAGUUCCCUUCCCAAGCCUGAGUGUGAGGGUUUUAAAUGUCAGCUUUGAUAUGUCAGUAAAAAUACUUCUCCUGCAGAAGAAUUUGUUUUUAUGCAUGUGUGUUUGACAUUGUGAAGAAUAUGAAUAGGAAAUGACAACUCCUUUGUUAAUAUUUACUAUCCAUGCUCUUACUAUGCAGCUGUUCACCCAUCUGCUUUAACCACUUGGUUUUUUGUUUCGAAUUUUUUAACAUUUAAUUUUGACUCAACUCUGUGAAUGAAUGGGCUGUUUUUUUCAGGAAGAGAUGUGGCAUUAUUUGUUACAUGUCUGUGAUGGCAGAAUAUGGCUAUCACCACAGCUCAUGAUGCUUUUUUUCCCUCUCUGUCUUCAUGAGUGUUUAUAAGUGUUUGUGGUGGCAUGUUGGUCUAGUGCUGUGUUUGUUUGUAACUGUGUGUGUCGAUUUCUUUUAACACUGUGAUGUUCAAAAGUGUAAUGAACAUUCAUUUAAUAUUGUAAUUAUUCUCUUGUUUGCUGUGUUGUAUGCUUCUCAUUCAUGUGUGAAUGAUUCACAGACACUUACUCAACUGGGCCCCUCCUGGGACCUUUUCAAUACAAACAUUUUGCAUACACACAAAUGGCGGAUUUAUUAAAACAUAUGCCAUGUUCAUGAGCUUCCUCAAUAGCUAUUAAAAUGACACAAAAUUGAAAACUAAAAAUCAUUUACUCACCCCCAUGUUGCUGCAAACUUGAUGACUUUCCUCUGUGCAGCACAAAAGAAUACACACUGCUGUUUAAAAGAUUUGUGAUCUCUGAGCUUGUUUUUAGUUUUUGAAAGAAGUCUCUGCUCAUGGCUUCAUUUAUAUAUCAAAAUACAGCAAAGACUGUACGAUUCUGAAAUGUACAAUUCAAAAUAACUGUUUUCUAAUUUAAAAUGUAAUUUAUUCCUGUGAUGGC
Molecule: messenger RNA, 4544 nt
Organism: Ctenopharyngodon idella (grass carp)
Lineage: Eukaryota; Metazoa; Chordata; Actinopteri; Cypriniformes; Xenocyprididae
Gene: cep89
Product: centrosomal protein 89
Exons: 20
Coding region: 143-2458 (771 amino acids)
Biological process (GO): mitochondrion organization; cilium assembly; chemical synaptic transmission
Cellular component (GO): centriole; ciliary transition fiber
Source: RefSeq, a predicted model, not a curated record